Messenger RNA from Dioscorea cayenensis subsp. rotundata (Guinea yam), 396 nucleotides. RefSeq lists its product as uncharacterized. Lineage: Eukaryota; Viridiplantae; Streptophyta; Magnoliopsida; Dioscoreales; Dioscoreaceae. The record is from RefSeq and is a predicted model, not a curated record. Bases 1 to 396 code for a protein of 131 amino acids. The transcript has a single exon.
AUGGAGGCUCUUGCUCAUCUGCCUCGCUAUGCUAGGUUCCUCAAAGAAUUAUUGAUGAACAAGAGGAUACUAGAAGAGGUAUCCACCAUUACUUUGAGAAAGGAAUGUUCUACCAUCAUCUCAAAUAGGAUCCCCAGGAAGGAAAAAGAUCAGGGAGGAUUUAUCAUCCCAUGCACUAUUGGUGGAAUUCUUGAUGAGAAAGCACUUUCUAACCUUGGGGCAAGUAUCAACUUGAUGCCUUACAAGAUUUUUCAAAACCUGGAGCUUGGUGAGCUUAAGCUGAUAAAGAUGACUCUUCAACUUGCCGAUUGUUCUGUUCAUCAUCCUAUGGCCAUUUUUAAAUAUGUGUUAGUUAAGUUGGACCGAUUUAUUGUAGCAAUUCAUAGAAUAUUUUGA